GUUAUUUGCUUGGUCGUCACACGCUUAUCGAGCAAGUCAUUGUUUAUCGACUUGAAUCGCCCACCAAGGACGUUUUCGCCCAUGCGAUCAUGACUUUCGCCCUCUUAUAGCCCUACGCUCUGUACUUGUAUCCAUACUGUUCCAGCGCUCUACCACAACCAACGACUUGCGAUGCUUGUGCGAGCAAGAGCCUCGCGGCGCGCCACGGCGACAGCGCCGUCCUUCCUGUCCACUCCCUCCCGAAUCGCAAGCCACCCACGAUCACUUCAACCCGUCCGGUCGAUAUCUCUCUGGCCAUUUCAACGACGAGCUCCCGGCAACGUCGCGCCUCUGCCAGUCUUUUUCCCCACGCCUCCCGAACCUUCGUUUGCGAGGAGAUGGUCUUCCUACCUGUUGCGGCGGGCACGCUACGCUCUCUUCUGCCUGCUGGUAUACUAUCUAAUGUGGAAGAUUUUCUUCCACUAUGUUCUGAGGCCGUACAUAGAGUGGGAAGAGGCAGAGUGGGACUCCUUGUCGGAGAAGGAGAAGAAGGAUCUGGAGAAGCUGGUACAAGACACAGAAGGAGGCGAACGCUCGGUCCUGUUCCUGGCGUUUCCCUUCACGAUAAAGCAAGAGGAACAACCGUUAUACGAUGGUUCAGACCCAGUGUGGAAGUUAUACCGGGAUUUCGACAAGGAUGAGAAGGCAAAGGAGUAUGUAAAACAACUCCUUGCCGACGGCAUAACACCAGGCAUUGCCAAACAUCCCGUGCUCUCUAGGUAUACUGGCAAAGGCCCAAAGGUGGUACGAAAGUGGUUAUUCAUUGGGUACCCUCAGCGGCCGCCACCCCUGCGUUGGGUAAGAGGGCUCAUGAUCGACGACGAAGGCAUCGCCAUCGCUGACCGCAUGGUGGACCCAGCCGAUGUAAAGGCAAUGGAAGCGAUGCAGUACCCCACGGCAGCCGCGAUGGCGGUCUGGACGUAUAUAAAGAUAAUGACGCGCUGCACGCUGUCGGACGCGGCGUGGGCUCUAGGCCUGGGCUCCGGCAAGGAUCCCAAUCGUGCAAGGCCUCAGAUCGCUUUGACCUACGACAAGUCGCAGGUACCCGAUUUGCCAAAUGAUGCCCCCGACCUGUUCCGCGUCCAGAGACCCCUCAAGGUAGAACUCCACGUACCACCACCAGUCGUCAGGCCUUUGGGAGACAUUGCUAGCAGCGUCAAACCGGCCUCCCCCACACCAGAGAGAAGCAACGAGACAGUACAGGUGAUGAGCGCAAACGCGACUGAAGCACUCAUAGCGUCUAGGGCAGUCUACAGAAAGCACGCGGGAUCGAAGAUCACUGAAGCCCCAUUGGGCGCCAUCACGGUGUCUGGCGUGUUGGAGGUGCAAGGGCAAACGGGAUCCGUCGUCCUUUCAGUCGCAUCGCAUUACGACUUUCCGAACAAGAGAUUCGUGAACACGAGGUGGGGUUUGCUCUCGGGUUCGCCGUGGAAUAACAAGCCAAAAGGGAAUCCAUAGCGGUGAUACAGCUUCAGGAGACUGGACGUUUGACCUUGGAAUGGCUGACACACCACACGAAGCGUUGAGAAGGAAGUCGGUCGACAUAUGGUACGGUUCAGAGGUUAGGAAGUUAGGUUUCGGCAUAGCGUU
Molecule: messenger RNA, 1629 nt
Organism: Emericellopsis atlantica
Lineage: Eukaryota; Fungi; Ascomycota; Sordariomycetes; Hypocreales; Bionectriaceae
Exons: 3
Coding region: 172-1497 (441 amino acids)
Source: RefSeq, a predicted model, not a curated record